This is a messenger RNA of Elephantulus edwardii (Cape elephant shrew), 1260 nucleotides long. RefSeq names its product ferrochelatase (gene FECH). Bases 16 to 1260 code for a protein of 414 amino acids. The transcript is spliced from 11 exons. Gene Ontology annotation, biological process: heme biosynthetic process. Gene Ontology annotation, molecular function: protoporphyrin ferrochelatase activity. The record is from RefSeq and is a predicted model, not a curated record. NCBI's taxonomy places the organism in Eukaryota, Metazoa, Chordata, Mammalia, Macroscelidea, Macroscelididae.
UCCGUCGGUACCAACAUGGCUGCAGCCCUGCGCACUGCAGGCGCCCUUCUCCGCCGCCAGCUGGUGCCCGGCAGCUCCAAGGGGCAGCAACCGUGGAGGUGCCAGUCAGCGGCAGCAGCGGCGGCCACAGCAGCAGCCCCGCAGGUCAAGAGCACGAAACCCCAGGCCCAACCAGAAAAGAGGAAGCCCAAAACCGGGAUAUUGAUGCUGAACAUGGGAGGCCCUGAAACGCUGGGGGAUGUCCACGACUUCCUGCUGAGGCUUUUCCUGGACCGAGACCUCAUGACGCUGCCACUGCAGAAUAAGCUGGCACCAAUCAUCGCCAAACGCCGAACCCCCAGAAUCCAAGAGCAGUACCGGAGGAUUGGCGGUGGGUCCCCCAUCAAGAUGUGGACAUCGAAGCAAGGAGAGGGGAUGGUGAAGCUGCUGGACGAGCUGUCCCCGCACACAGCCCCUCACAAAUACUACAUUGGAUUCCGGUAUGUCCACCCUUUAACUGAAGAAGCCAUUGAAGAGAUGGAGAGGGACGGGCUUGAGAGAGCUGUUGCCUUCACACAGUACCCUCAGUACAGCUGCUCAACCACAGGCAGCAGCUUAAACGCCAUCUACAGGUUCUACAGUGGGGUCGGGAGGGAGCCGAGGAUGAGGUGGAGCACCAUCGACAGGUGGCCCACGCACCCCCUGCUCAUUCAGUGCUUUGCCGACCACAUUCUCAAAGAACUGGAACAUUUCCCCCCGGACAAGAGGAGUGACGUGGUCAUUCUCUUUUCUGCUCACUCGCUGCCGAUGUCUGUGGUCAACAGAGGGGACCCCUACCCUCAGGAGGUAGGAGCCACUGUCCACAGAGUCAUGGAGAAGCUGGGCUGCUCCAACCCUUACCGGCUGGUGUGGCAGUCCAAGGUUGGCCCUAUGGCCUGGCUGGGCCCGCAGACGGACGAGACUAUCAAAGGGCUCUGUAAGCGGGGCCGGAAGAACAUCCUGCUGGUCCCCAUCGCCUUUACCAGUGACCACAUCGAAACGUUGUACGAGCUGGACAUCGAGUACGCGCAGGUCCUCGCCAGCGAGUGCGGCGUCGAGAACAUCCGCAGAGUGGAAUCUCUCAACGGGAACCCACUGUUCUACAAGGCGCUGGCUGACCUGGUCCUCACGCACCUCCAGUCCAAUGAGCGCUGCUCCAAGCAGCUGACCCUGAGCUGCCCGCUGUGUGUCAACCCCGUCUGCCGGGAGACCAAGUCCUUCUUCACCAGCCAGCAGCUGUAA